Messenger RNA from Oncorhynchus kisutch (coho salmon), 3102 nucleotides. Its product is annotated as tubulin monoglycylase TTLL3. Gene Ontology annotation, molecular function: protein-glycine ligase activity, initiating. Gene Ontology annotation, biological process: cilium assembly; cilium movement; protein polyglycylation. The transcript is spliced from 14 exons. The record is from RefSeq and is a predicted model, not a curated record. The coding region runs from base 365 to 2986 and encodes 873 amino acids. Lineage: Eukaryota; Metazoa; Chordata; Actinopteri; Salmoniformes; Salmonidae. Gene Ontology annotation, cellular component: microtubule cytoskeleton; axoneme.
ACAUCCGAUGAGGUGAGUGAAUUAGACCUAUACCCUAGAAAUCGCUGUAUGACAAACAGUCCCCCCACCGCAUAAGCAGAGAACUUGCGAAAUGUAUUCCUGGGAAAAUGUUAUGCGCAGUCGUGCAAUCACUUUGAUCAUUGUGGCGUCACAGUCAGUGCAGUCGAUGCAGGUGUAUUUAGAAGCGUGGGUGUCUUGUAAACGAACAGCAAAAUCACGAAUACGGAAGUGUUGGUAUGAGAAAGAGUUACUAUGGUGAACUGAUCAAGCCAAACAGCAACAACUUAAAAGAAGAGCACAGCUAGAGACAUGAUAUAGGGAGUAGAGAUCAGGGGUCCCUUGGCCAGUGAAGGCCAGUGUCUCUAUGGAGGCCCCCAAGCCCCCAAAGUGUGUCCAGCCGGGGCAGAGUGAGGAGGGAGAUCGGGGAGCUGAUGGAAGCCCAACACCGUGCAUUGACAGUGAACCUCUAGGAGAGAGAGACCCCAGUAAAGACCAGCAGAGCAAAGCCCUAUGCCAACAACACACUCAAAUGUUCCUGAACCUCACCACAGAGAAGGGCCUACAGCAAAUACCAUCACCACCAGGUGAGGGAAGAGUGAGGCGCAGCUUGCUCAACCUGCCCAUCAUCAACCCAGAGAGGCUGCGGACAGCAAAAGUACUGGUCGACAAAGCUGUAAAGAUGCGUAUGGUGUUCUCCAUACAGGGUCCAUACCCUGUGGUUCGGGCUGCCCUGAAGGCGAGGGGUUGGGUAGAGCGCCGCCUGCCUCGGCCAAACCAGCACUGGAGCCGGUGCCGUGGAGAUGAUGGGAAUGAUGCUGAUGACAGUGAUGAUGACAAUGACAGCCCAGACGACAGAGAGGAAGACCCAGAUGACAUGUAUGACCUAAUGGUAAUAGAACGGAAGUGUGUGUGUGUGUGUGUGGUGGGGGGGGGGGGCACAGUUUUUAUGUCUUUCCCCUGCCCAUCUAUCUUACAGUCUCGCAUGGUGAGGAACGAAACGUCAUAUUUCUAUUGGACGACGCGUAGAGAGACAGUGGACAACCGCUCAUUGCGAAAGGAACAGAUGACCAAUCACUAUGCCAAAGCAGGCACCUUCACCACCAAGGUUGGGUUGUGUGUGAACCUAAGGAACCUGCGUUGGUUUGAUGCUGCAGACCUUGACUCCUUCUUCCCACGCUGCUAUAGGCUGGGGGCAGAGGAUGAGAAACAUGCCUUUAUCGAGGACUACAGGAGGACAGCAUGCACCAGCCUUAUACAGUGUGUUGUGGAGAGGAUUCGGGGUGAGCGAGGUGAGGGAGAGGGAGGUGGCACAGCUGGAUCAACUCACCAAUCAUGUCAAAGUCAGAAAAAAGCAUGCAAGCGUCGAGCCAUGUCAUUGGUGGCCUCCAGAAUGAUUGACAGUGCACUAAAAGUUUGCCAGGACUUCCUGGACAGCUUGGAACACAAUGACAUAGACAUUGCCUUGGAAACACCACCAUCCCUAACAGAACAAGAGUGGCUGGAGUUCAUCCACAAUUACUACCUGGUUGUCCAUGAUGGUGUAGAGAUAGAGGAGACUUUUCACUAUUUGAACAGCUGUCAGGCUAUGUUGCGGAAGCUUCGUGAUGUCAAUCCACAGCUAGACACAGAUGGCAUCCACAACAUCUGGAUAGUCAAACCUGGGGCCAAGUCCCGGGGCAGAGGCAUCAUGUGUGCCAAGCGGCUGGAUGACAUCCUGAGGCUGGUGGACAGUGACCCAGCCCUGAUCAAGGACAGUAAGUGGGUGGUGCAGAAGUACCUGGAGCGCCCCCUGCUGGUCCACGGUACCAAGUUCGACCUCCGCCAGUGGUUCCUGGUGACUGACUGGAACCCUCUCACUGUCUGGUUUUAUAAGAAGUGCUACCUACGCUUCUCCACCCAGCCAUACUCAGUUGAGACACUAGACAGUUCUAUCCACCUGUGUAACAACUCCAUACAGAAGCACUUUCAGCCCUCCCAGCAGCGUCACCCAGAGGUGCCUGAGGACAACAUGUGGUCAUGUGACCAGUUCCGGGCCUUCCUGUCUGGACAGGGCCGAGCAGCACAGUGGUGGUCUGUGGUGGUCCCAGGGAUGAAGAAGGCUGUGGUCCACGCCCUGCAGACUGCCCAAGACCUGGUGGAGUCACGCCGAGGGAGCUUUGAACUCUACGGAGCCGACUUCAUGCUAGGUCGUGACCUGAGGCCAUGGCUGAUAGAGAUCAAUGCCAGCCCCACCAUGGCCCCCUCUACAGCAGUGACAACACGCCUGUGUGCAGCCGUGCAGGAGGACACUCUACGGGUGGUCCUGGACCGUCGGUUGGACCGAGGGGCACACACUGGGGGCUUUCAGCUUAUAUACAAACAGGCAGCAGUGGAGGUGCCUCAGUAUGUAGGGGUCAACCUGCUUGUUGAGGGCUCCCAGAUCAGACGGCCCCGCCCUCCUCCUCAAAAAGCCUCCAAACCCUCUAAGGGUCGUACCAACCAACCAGCGCCCAGACGCCCUCCUCAAAGCCAGGAGUACGAGGCUGUGGCAGAGAAACCCAAGCUGGCCCCCUCUAAGAAGGGUCUGAAGUCUGAGGUACGACACCUUACCUUCUCUGGCUUCAGAGUCCAGACCCCACUUUCUACUGAGAGGCCCCUGGCCGGGGAGCCCUGGAGGCUGCAGCGUCUGGGCCUGGUUGACUCCCUCCAGCUGCCCCCCAGGGCCCAGUCCCGCUCUAUGGACUGCUGGCGGAGACCCCAGGUUAUUGUGCCCUGGUCAGGGCGAGCACGCCCCUUUGCUACCCCUGAUAUCUACAAAGGCCCUGUCCUUCCCUUGGAGGUCAUCAGCCUUCAAGACCCAGACAGGGAGCCCAGUGCCCUGCUUGUGCCCACUCCUCUGGUCCAACAUGCUGAGUUCAGGUUCCAGAAGUUUUUCAGGCAACAGAACCUCCAUCGUAGGGUGAUCAGGACCACAUGUGUAGGGAGAGGAACUCACAAGAGCUCGUGACAUGGAUCGGUUAUUGAACCAUUCACUGACUGCUGCCUGAUUUUGAAAGCUGUCUUUUUGCACUCAGCCAUUGUAGGCCUACCUCAUCAUAAUAAAGUCAGUAUUGUAUCCACUUA